Messenger RNA from Homarus americanus (American lobster), 492 nucleotides. RefSeq names its product protein ZBED8-like. Lineage: Eukaryota; Metazoa; Arthropoda; Malacostraca; Decapoda; Nephropidae. The record is from RefSeq and is a predicted model, not a curated record. The annotation marks the transcript as partial. The transcript is spliced from 2 exons.
UCGCUGGUAGGGGUGUGCACUGAUGGAGCUCCAGCCAUGCUUGGUCUGCAGUCUGGAUUCAUUACAAUGGUGAAAGAAAAAUAUCCGUCUGUUGUAGGUACACACUGCAUACUUCAUCGUGAAUCCUUAGUAUCCAGAACUUUACCUGCUGAAAUGAGGGAUGUCCUGAACGUGGCUAUCAAGGUAGUCAACUUUAUCAAAGCUGGAGCCUUAAACAGUCGUCUCUUCAAACUGCUGUGUAAGGAUAUGGAAUCUGAACAUGAAACCUUGCCUUUUCACACGAACGUACAAUGGCUAUCAAAGGGGAACAUGCUUGGACGGCUUUAUGAACUACGAGAAGAAGUAGCAAUAUUUCUUGAUUCGAAGCAGAAGGCAGAUAUCCAUGACAAGUUUCAGCCUGAAGGCUUUCAGCUAUCUCUAGCUUACCUGGUGGACAUCUUCGAAGCGUUGAAUGCUCUCAACCUUAAACUGUGUUUCUCACCUGACCUAUGA